Messenger RNA from Candida dubliniensis CD36, 876 nucleotides. RefSeq names its product phosphoribosylaminoimidazolesuccinocarboxamide synthase (gene ADE1). The transcript has a single exon. Gene Ontology annotation, cellular component: cytoplasm. Gene Ontology annotation, biological process: 'de novo' IMP biosynthetic process. The record is from RefSeq and is a predicted model, not a curated record. The coding region runs from base 1 to 876 and encodes 291 amino acids. Gene Ontology annotation, molecular function: phosphoribosylaminoimidazolesuccinocarboxamide synthase activity. NCBI's taxonomy places the organism in Eukaryota, Fungi, Ascomycota, Pichiomycetes, Serinales, Debaryomycetaceae.
AUGACUUCAACCAACUUAGAAGGUACUUUCCCAUUAAUCGCCAGGGGUAAAGUUAGAGAUAUUUACCAAGUGGACGACAACACUCUUUUGUUUGUUGCUACUGAUAGAAUUUCUGCCUACGAUGUUAUUAUGGCCAACGGUAUCCCCAACAAGGGGAAAAUCUUGACCAAAUUAUCUGAAUUUUGGUUUGACUUUUUACCUAUAGAAAAUCAUUUAAUUAAGGGGGAUAUUUUUGAAAAGUACCCACAAUUGGAAAAGUAUCGUGACCAAUUAGAAGGAAGAUCAUUACUUGUUAGGAAAUUAAAAUUGAUUCCACUUGAAGUUAUUGUUAGAGGAUACAUUACCGGUUCUGGUUGGAAAGAAUAUACCAAGAGCAAAACCGUUCAUGGUAUUCCAAUUGGUGAUGUGGUAGAAUCACAACAAAUUACACCAAUCUUCACUCCCUCAACCAAAGCUGAACAAGGAGAACACGAUGAAAAUAUUACCAAAGAACAAGCUGACGCCAUUGUUGGUAAAGAAUUAUGUGAUAGAAUUGAGAAAAUUGCUAUUGAUCUUUAUACCAAGGCAAGAGACUAUGCUGCUACUAAAGGUAUUAUUAUUGCCGACACAAAAUUUGAAUUUGGUUUGGAUGGUGACAAAAUUGUUCUUGUUGAUGAAGUGUUGACCCCAGACUCUUCUAGAUUUUGGAAUGCUGCAAAGUACAAGCUUGGACAAUCGCAAGAAUCCUACGAUAAACAAUUCUUAAGAGAUUGGUUAACCACCAAUGGUGUUGCUGGCAAAGAUGGUGUUGCAAUGCCAGAAGACAUUGCUGCUCAAACUAAACAAAAAUACGUUGAAGCUUAUGAAAGCUUAACUGGUGAAAAAUGGCAAGAUUAG